This is a messenger RNA of Triticum dicoccoides, 3851 nucleotides long. RefSeq lists its product as uncharacterized. Lineage: Eukaryota; Viridiplantae; Streptophyta; Magnoliopsida; Poales; Poaceae. Bases 400 to 702 code for a protein of 100 amino acids. The record is from RefSeq and is a predicted model, not a curated record. The transcript has 6 exons.
GCGGCGUGCUUCGAGUGGGUCGUGGAACCCUAGACCCCUUUCCCCAAUCCCACGGCCACCUCCAUCCUCCCGUGCUCCACCCCGAGCGUGCCCGGGCUCCGCCUCCUCCUCCUCCACCAUCCCUUCUCUUCUCACUCUUCCUCCUGUCGCAGCCGCCUCCUCUUCUCCCUAUCUUCCUCCUCCUCGCCCCACGCGACCCCUCUUGUGCCGCUCGUCUCCACUUCGUUGCCGCCAUAGAUCGAGGAGGACGGCGCGAUGACCACCAUGAUGCAUCGGACAUCCCAGAUCGACGACGCCAUGGAAGCCAUGGGAGCUGGCCGAGGAAGAGGGGGCAGGGCCGCAGGCCAUGAAGGGCAUGGCGGCUGCGGGCGGAAGCAGCAUGGGUUGUAGGAGCGGCGGAUGUGGGCGGGGUCAGAGGUUGGGGAAGACUCGUCGGCUGGGCGACAGCAAGCUUCGGUUCUACGAUCUGUUGCAUCUCUUUUCUUCUCGUUAAGGUUAGCUGCUCUAUUUCCUAGGAGAGGGGAGGCGGCCAAUGACAGGGAGAAGGAACAGGCCGUCGACGAGUGCAAGCAGAAGGGGCAUAUUGUUUUGGUUAUGAGUGGUUGGAGAUAUUGUGACUUGAUGUCCCUGGAGCAGUCAGACCCUUCCAAGAUAGGUCGAGCGACGGCGAGCACAUCCGACGGCAACACACCAAGAGACUAGGCGUGGGACUGGUGCUUGGUAGCAGCAGCGAUUCCUUCAGGCAUUUCGAUUCCAGUAACCACAAGUUGUAGGGAAGAUGUAUGUUUCCUACAAAGGGUUUGAGUUUGAGAGGCACAGAAGAAGUUACAAGUGUUGCAGCUUAUUUGGCUUUAUAGUGACAUGUAUCGACAAACAAUUGUUAUAUUCAGUAUGCUAGGGUGUGUCCUAUUUAUCAUGCAGAUUCUAUAUUAGGUGCUCGAUAGAGGUAACAAAAGCUAACAGAGAUCAGAAUAUAUUUUACUUAUAUUUUUGUCUUUCUUUUAGUUCUGUGUAGUCUUUAUUUACCAUGUAAUGAUUAGUUUGAAUGCUUAUAGUGGUGAUACUUUCCCUAUAAAUUUGUUGGGUAGAUUAUAAUUCCGUUACUUGAUUUAGGACAGUAUAUGGUUCUAUGAUACAGGAUUUAGAGGAACAUAUACGGGAUUUAGUUUUUCAGGUCACACUUGUCCCAUAUUCUGUUACUUUCCCUAUUGAUUUUAGCUUGCAAUUGAGUAAGAUGCAGGUUGGGAAUUCUCCCUUGUGUGUCAGAAUCUGAAGUAUUUGACCAUUUGGGUUCACUUCUAUCAUGUGUUGUAUCCUUCCUCUAUUUUAAGAUUUACUAGGCACAUGCAGGUUAGUUGUUGUUUCAAACAUGUCAAUGAAAGGUAAUAAUGUUAAAAUUGGUUCCCCAAGGGCCAAGGUGGUGAUGAUCACUUUGUGAUUCUUUUCCUACUUGUUCUAAAAAUGAUUCUUCUGGGUGAUGUUGAUUUAGGUUUUUGUGGUCGUGUCAUACACCAAUUAUCGUUGAGAUGGGUAAUGGUAUGGGAAUGGGGCUCCAAGGAUGUGAAAAUGGUCUGGAAGACAGAGUUAGCAGUGAUAUGUGUCCUCAAGUAAUUUCUUGCCAAAGGUAUGCUAUAGAUACAACCAGCUUCAGAGACAUGCCUAGGUAGCUCUCCUAUACGGGUUCUUGUUGAUCUUUGUUGGUUAAAAUAUGUGUUGCUGUGACCUUGAGAACAUUUUUUUAUCUUAUUACUGCAGUUUUGUUUUUUCACUCAAACAUAUAGUGGUUAGUGUUGUUAAUCCAUACAUAGCCGUAUUUGUAGGUUGAUGUUAUCAUAUCUUUCAUUCAAUAUCUUGUGCAAAGUUACAUGCGUAUUUUUCUUUCUUUAGACCGUCCACCCGUUUGAUUUCUGGACCCAUAUUUUAAUGGUUCUCUUGCAGGUGAUGUGAAGGUUAGCUACUGUGAUCAAGGAAAUAACAUGUAUCUGUGUGGUUUGUUCCUGCUGUUGAUCGGCCAUUGCUGCGUUUAAGGUAUGUUGUGCCCGGUGCUACUUAAUGCUAUAUAAAACCUAUAGCUGUACAUAAAACACCUUGAUAUGCAAAUAACCCAGUUAAAAUAAAUGGGUUGCGCCAUCUAGCAUUACAUGACGACAUGCCAAACACUUUGCCACCUAGGAUAGUCUAUAUUUGUAUUUCAUCCAGUUAUCUCAUAUUUCCAGUAAAAAAACUCUUCGCUUUGGGGUUUUGGAAUAAUCUUCAGGAAGUUGGUGACGAGUUAGUAGAACUUAUAGAAAUGUCGCUUUCAUUAGACAAUGACAUGCCAAAGACGCCAUUGCCUAAGGUAGUCUUUGGACUUAAGCUAUCUCAUAUGUACAAUAACAAGAUUUGUCACUUCAGUUUUUAGAAUAAUCAUUGAUAAGUUGGUUAAGAAUUAGAGCUAAAGUUACGCUCAUGAGUAGUAUUUUUUGUACAAACAUCCAGUUAAUUCUUGAGAUACAAUAGAGACACUAUAUUAGUACUACUUUAGUCAAAUACAUUGUCCACUGGUUGUUGUAGUGAAAUGUCGCUCUAGCUAUUAAUUUACAGAAUUGUAGAAAAUAGCCCCUACGAAAUUACAAAGAGCGAGAAUAAGGAAGCUGGCAAACUUAGUGCUUCAUGGUAUUUCAGUAGAAAUUACAAAGAGCGAGAAUAAGGAAGCUGGCAAACUUAGUGCUUCAUGGUAUUUCAGUAGAAAGGAAAUAGAAGAGAAUUCUCCGUCUAAGAGGGAUGGCAUUGAUUUAAAGAAAGAGACUUACCUUCGGAAAUUGUAUUGCACUUAUCUACAAGAUUUGGGGAUGCGGCUCAAAGUGUAAGAUAUUUUAUGUCCUUCUAUGCAUUUAUCGAUACUGUAGCCUGUUGGCUGACUGUCCCUUACUUAUCCAAAACAUUGAGUUCUGCUACUUACCCAACCAGAUGUUAAAUAUUUCAAAAUGCGUCUUUAUAUUGUCAUUGUAUCGUAAUUGCUUCUCCUGAUGUGUUUUUGUUUUACACCAGCAUAUAUUUGGUCCAGAGAUAUUCAAUUGUUUGUCUGAUAAGAUAAUAUUUUACUUCUUUAUGGAGCAUUCUUAUGGCAAGCACAUUUUUUCUGGAUGAACUGCUGGUUGGUUUUUUUCUCCAUAAAUACGAUAAAUUAUCAUAUCAUAUGAAAUGUCAAGAUAUACUGAAAAUAUGCCCUGUAUGAUGGUGGUCUGGCAUUUUAGAAUUGUUUUGGGCAAUUCAUGUUUGUAUGCAUUUUUUCUUUUGGCCCUUGAAGGCAUCUUUAAUAGUUUGCAAUUGCGAUAGAAAUUGCUGUGCUCGUAUCUUUAGUUUUAAUUACAAUUGGUCGAUCUACAACGAGUGCGUCUGAUUCCAACUCAUCAAGGUGAGCUCCCUCUUUUAUUCUUCUCAGGUAAUGAGGCGUCAGUGUAGGCCCAAUCUUUUUGUUUGUUGCUUUGAAGAGUGUUGUCAUGUUGUGGAAAGGCAACAUGUGCUUGAUAUGUGGAGUUGGUGUUGAGCCUGGCGGUAGUAGACAGGGAAGGCACCCAUCUCACUUGAUCUUGAGAGUUGAUUCAUAUCUUUUUUUCUUGACCUGAUUGAGUUCCUGUAUAUGCAAGGAUAAAGAAGAAGGGGCAUUGUCGUGGUUGUUGCUUAAGGUGUUGGUCAGGAGCUGAUUGCCGGGACUGAUGACAAGAACGGAGAGCAGGAUGAGUAUGUCAACAUGAUGUUCCUUGAUGUUGGCCUUCUUUUAUAAAGUUCACAUGCAAACUCUCCUCCAUGGUUAGAAAAAACUAAUUUAAACAUUUUGUUUCUUUGGUGGUUACUCAUUUCUCUUACCA